CUAGCAGUUCUUCCAUCCCUAUAGAGAUGAGCAAAAUUGCAAUUUUCUGUAUUAAUAUUCGCAGCAGAAAAGACACAAAUAAACAACACUAAAUCGGAAUACAUGGAAGAUAUAGCUGCGAUUUAACUAGAGUAAAUCGUGGGACUGGAAAAGCGUGAAAAGCCCGCCGAUGUUAAAUCGCCAAUGCGAGGAAAAUCGCUCAUCUCUAUUACAAAUACGAAAAUGAAACUGCGUGCAUUCUAAAUGCCACAUGGGAACCAUGACCAAGGAUUACGACUAUCUGCUGAAGGUUUUACUGGUGGGUGACAGCGAUGUGGGCAAGCACGAGAUCCUCUCGAAUCUGGAGGACCCCUCCACGGAGAGUCCCUUCUGCAGCGGGAACGACUGCACAUCUCAUAUCCUCCAAACGGUAGCCUACAAGACGACCACCAUACUACUGGAGGGCAAGCGGGUGAAGCUGCAGCUGUGGGACACCUCUGGCCAGGGACGCUUCUGCACGAUCAUCCGCUCCUAUUCACGCGGCGCCCAGGGCAUCAUCCUCGUCUACGACAUUACCAACAAGUGGAGCUUCGACGGCAUCGAUAGGUGGCUCAAGGAGGUCGACGAGCACGCCCCUGGAAUUCCAAAGGUUCUUGUUGGGAAUCGCCUGCACUUGGCGUUCAAGCGACAGGUGGCGGCCAAACAGGCCGAGACCUACGCCAGCCGCAACAACAUGUCCUGCUUCGAGAUAUCGCCUCUCUGCGACUUCAACAUCCGCGAGUCCUUUUGCGAACUGGCGCGGAUGGCGCUGCACCGCAACGGCAUGGAGCACAUCUGGCGCAGCAAUAAGGUGUUAUCGCUCCAGGAAUUGUGCUGCAGGACGAUUGUGCGAAGGACGAGCGUGUACGCGAUCGAUUCGCUGCCGCUGCCGCCGUCGGUGAAGUCGACGCUCAAGUCAUACGCGCUGACCACGUCGCAGUGCUUCAACUCGCUGACCCAGAGCUCCAAGAGCAAGAACCGCUGCAAGACGCCGACGAGCAGCAGUCGGAAUAGCUGUGCGAUCGCGUGAUCGUUGCCUCGUAGGCCGCCGUCCAGCCGCCUACACCGCCACGCCCCUAACCGACAUUAACUUUAAUUGAGCUCUACUUAUGUACUCUAGGCUAACACACACACACCCAUACCAUACCCAUGCCCAUACGCAUACACGUACACCACACACCCACUCGCCCCAGCUUUUGGUUAUAUUUUGUUUCAUUGACAUUGAUAUUUGUGGUCAAGAAUGUUUACUUUUUACACAGUAAAGCGUGCACCUUUUUAAUUUUUAACCACCCCCAUCCCAGCCCCAUUUUCCCAGCUCCUCUCUUUUGCAUUAAUCUAAUGUUGUUAAUAUUAUUAUGUUUGUAUAAUUCUAAUAUUUAAUGCAUCAAACUCAUCAACAUAUAAGACAAAAAAAAAAUAAGAAAAACAAAAACGAUGAAAUAACAUCAAGUGAAAAUCAAUUUUUAUAUGGAAAAAGAUAAUAAUUUUUUUUUUUUGUUUGUUUACCAUCGGAUUUAAAUAUUCUUAGAGAAGUAUUGUAAUUGAAGCGAACUCAGCAAGAGAAGCACACACAAAGCGAAUUGAUAAAAAAAAUAAUUCAUACUGAA
Messenger RNA from Drosophila santomea, 1625 nucleotides. RefSeq names its product ras-related protein Rab-40C (gene Rab40). The record is from RefSeq and is a predicted model, not a curated record. The transcript has 5 exons. The coding region runs from base 251 to 1048 and encodes 265 amino acids. Gene Ontology annotation, biological process: protein localization to plasma membrane; intracellular signal transduction. Gene Ontology annotation, cellular component: endosome; synaptic vesicle; plasma membrane. Gene Ontology annotation, molecular function: GTP binding; GTPase activity. Lineage: Eukaryota; Metazoa; Arthropoda; Insecta; Diptera; Drosophilidae.